AUGUAUUUAUCAAAUUGCUCCGAUCCGGUUGACAGAUAUGAUAAACAAUAUUCCGUAAGUAGUAAAUAUACGAUCGUAACUUUUGACUCGAACGAUAAAAAAUCACCCUCCAACUCCUCUCGGGAAGCCAGACGUACGUUUCGUCUCUCACGAGACUCGUCAGUAGCCUGCCGAAUAAGGUUUAAGAUAACAAAACUCAAUUAUUGUAACCAAGAAACUCAAAUUGAGAAGGUUGAAACACCAACUUUUUGUCCAAGCUUUUUUGUCAAAAUUGCGUUCUCUGACACCAUCUCAACAAUACCAAAAUCUGAAACAAUCCUGAUUGGAGGCGAUCUCAAUGGCCACGUUGGAGAGAAAACAGAUGGUUUUGACAACGUACAUAGCGGUUUUAACUAUGGAGAACGGAAUGAAGAUGGCAACCGCAUCCUUGAGUUUGCUGAAAGUAACGGGUUUUGUUUACAGAACACAAAUUUUAACAAGAGAAGAAAUUUAAUAUCUCGCGAAAUUGAAGAUAAGCGGAAAACUCGUGAUGAGUUACAGCACGAUUUGGACCUAGCGUAUGAAACAUGGAAUAAUAUAAUUGAUAUUAAUAUUGAACUUAUUUUACUGAUAUUAAAACUUGCGAUUUAA
Helobdella robusta is the source of this 630-nucleotide messenger RNA. RefSeq lists its product as hypothetical. Gene Ontology annotation, cellular component: nucleus. Lineage: Eukaryota; Metazoa; Annelida; Clitellata; Rhynchobdellida; Glossiphoniidae. The record is from RefSeq and is a predicted model, not a curated record. The transcript is spliced from 5 exons. Gene Ontology annotation, biological process: chromatin remodeling. The coding region runs from base 1 to 630 and encodes 209 amino acids.